UGUAGCAGAUAUAAAUAUAUGCGUUAUCGGAACUCCCUGGCCAAGACUGGGAGGUGAGAACUAACACAAGUUGAGAGCAAGCAAGCAAACAAGACACUGCACUUUCUCUUUUUUAAAAUGUCUUCUUCUUCUUUCUCUGUAUUGUUUACUCUGAUAUUUUUUUCUGUUCUUUUCUGCAAUUCCAAGGCUGUCAUACAGCUGCCACCGAAUGAAACCAUUCCAGCAGUUAUAGCGUUUGGUGAUUCAAUCGUGGAUACGGGUAACAACAAUUACCUGAGAACUCUUGUCAAGUGCAAUUUCCCUCCCUAUGGGCAGGAUUUUAAAAGAAAAGUUCCCACGGGCAGAUUCGGCAAUGGAAAGGUUCCCUCAGACUUGAUAGGUACGUACGUAGGUCUCUCUCUCUCUCUCUCUCUCUCUCUCUCUCUCUCUCUCUCUCUCCCCGUUUCUGGUACUCUUGUUCCCCUUUUGCAUGCUAUGUUUUGUAUCUGUAGCAUGUUAUUGUUUGAAUUGCCAUAUCCGAAGGGUAUAAAUGUCGAGAUAAUUUUGAAGGAAAUAUAUGAGCAAGGGGCACGAAGGAUUGGAAUACUGAGUGCACCGCCGAUUGGAUGUGUGCCGUCACAAAGAACUCUGGCCGGAGGAAUACUGAGACAGUGUUCGGAAAAGUACAACCAAGCAGCAAAACUGUUCAACAUUAAACUGACGGCAAUUCUGGAUUCCCUUAACAGAAACCUACCCAACAGCAAGAUGGUCUAUCUUGAUGUUUACAGCCCUCUACUCGAUCUCAUCGAAAACCCAAAAAAAUAUGGUUUUGAGAUUGCGAAUAAAGGAUGCUGUGGUACAGGAAAUAUAGAGGUAUCUAUACUAUGUAACCCAGCGUCUGCCACCUGUACAGAUGCAUCUAAUUAUAUUUUUUGGGAUAGUUAUCAUCCCACGGAAGCAGCAUAUAGAACCCUUAUUCCUAUAGUCCUCCAAAACUUCAGUAGCUUCUUCUGAGAUGGCAAAACCCAUGCAUUGCAGAUAAGCUUAUUCAAGUUGAAAUAUUCAACUACUGAUCCAUGCAUGCAGCUAUUCUGAUUGGUCCGUUAAUUUCCAGCUUCCAUCAGCUGUAAUAUUUUAUUUAUAGAAUAAAUUGAAGAUCAACUCAUCUGAUGAUCUUCUGCA
This is a messenger RNA of Juglans microcarpa x Juglans regia, 1161 nucleotides long. Its product is annotated as GDSL esterase/lipase EXL3-like. Gene Ontology annotation, molecular function: lipase activity. The record is from RefSeq and is a predicted model, not a curated record. Gene Ontology annotation, biological process: lipid metabolic process. Lineage: Eukaryota; Viridiplantae; Streptophyta; Magnoliopsida; Fagales; Juglandaceae. The transcript has 3 exons. Bases 118 to 993 code for a protein of 291 amino acids. Gene Ontology annotation, cellular component: extracellular region.